Messenger RNA from Parasteatoda tepidariorum (common house spider), 934 nucleotides. The record is from RefSeq and is a predicted model, not a curated record. NCBI's taxonomy places the organism in Eukaryota, Metazoa, Arthropoda, Arachnida, Araneae, Theridiidae.
GACUGUUUUCCCAAUGAAACCUUGCUGCAAAUGACGUCAAAAGAUCAGAAUUAUGGCUGCCUGCUUGGCUACUGUUUGGAUAGCUGCUCUGAUAUCCCUAUCGCUUGCGUCUGUUGCUCCUAACAUUGAAGAAUACCAGCUAGAUCGGAUCGAUGUGUCGCCGAGAGUAGAAGAAGACGUCACAUGGCCAGGUUUUCCACAUUUAGGCCAAGUGUCAGCUGUUGGCGUCGAUGGUGACGGAAACCUCCACGUCUUUCAUCGAGGAGACAGAAUCUGGGAUGCACAAACUUUUGAUUUGAGCUUCAGGUUGAGAGACAUUUUGCAAGGGGCCAUACCAAACGAUACAGUAGUAGUAAUCGAUCCCAGUAAUGGCAAAGUCUUAUAUUCUUGGGGAUAUAACACGUUUUUUAUGCCACAUGGGUUGACAGUUGAUAGGUUUGGAAACACAUGGUUAACAGACGUAGGUUUGCAUCAAGUGUUCAAGUUCCCAGCGAGGGAAAACAAACCAGAGAUGGUAUUGGGUGAAGCUUUCAUGCCAGGGGCAGGUAAAAGUCAUUUAUGCCAGCCUUCCGAUGUAGCAGUCACACCUUCUGGGACUUUCUUUGUCAGCGAUGGGUACUGCAAUUCCAGAAUUCUAAUGUUUUCCAAGAAUGGUCGAUUGCUGAAGGAGUUCGGAUCCAAAGAUGGCAUGCAUGUGCCACACAGUCUUGCACUAGUGCCUGAACACGAUGCAGUAUGCGUUGCUGACAGAGAGAAUGGCAGAGUUCUAUGCUAUGCAACAGGAACUGAUGGCACUACACCCGGAACUCGAUUGGCCAGUAUUGAAGGUCAAGGACUCGGAAGGGUGUUUGCUAUAGACACAAGAGGUGAGAUCGACAAGUGACUAAGACGAUUCCAUAAUGUUAGAGUGGAAAAUUUGGGAAGGAGGGAAAAA